Molecule: messenger RNA, 951 nt
Organism: Neolamprologus brichardi
Lineage: Eukaryota; Metazoa; Chordata; Actinopteri; Cichliformes; Cichlidae
Source: RefSeq, a predicted model, not a curated record
UUCAACCAUGUCUUUUGCUGUGAUGGUGGCACUGCUGUUCUGUUCUGAGACACUCGGGUCACAUCCUGUGUUUGGAGAGGAGGAUGUUGUGGAAUCUGACUUUGAUAUUAGUAACCGGACUGAAUUAGACUUAACGGAAGCGAAAGACUGGAGUGCAGUCGAUUUUUCUGAUUAUGGUUCCGAGUAUGAAUUCGGCAUGGAAGGAGACAUUCCCGAGGAAGCGGAUGAAUUAUUUUAUUAUCCAUUGUCUCCAGUUAACCUGAUAGUGGACUCCAUGUUCAACAGCUCAUACUCCUGUAACCUUACUGUGACCUGCAGUACAUAUAACUUUAACAUCAACAGCACUUUUAAAUGUAAUAACAAAACUUGCCAUCAAGAGGGAGGAGAACAAAGAGAGACCUGGUGGUGGUCCGUUUCUCUUCAUGUCUACAUGUCAGAUGGAUCCAUCAUAUGUAACUACAGCAAUGAAGUAAACUGGACCAAGGAUAUGAUAGAGAUUGGACAUUUUUGUCCUCGAAAUGUUGGUUCUGAGAGUUUCUCUGACGGUGUCUCCUUCUGUAUGGUGAAGACAGUCGUGUUCUCUGUUGGUCUGAUCAUCAUGGUCUUUGCUGUCAUCACUGUUCACCUCAUAGAGAAAUUUCAGAUGCAAAACUAGAGAAAAAAAGGGAUGCACAUCUACCCAUAAAACUGUUCAUGUACCUUUACAUGAACCCCACAGGGGAUGUAUGAUUAGCUGUCAAUGAAGUCCACCAAAUGCUUAGUUUAUAAAUAGAACUGCUUUUUGCUGAUGUUAAAAUGCUUUUUAGGAGUUAAUCUUAGGAAAACAGUGAUUGGGAGGCUAAGCAGGUUUUUGACUUUUGAAUGUUUGGUAUAUAUCAAUCUUGAUUCUAAACAUUUGGUGUGCAGCACCUUAAUUUUGUUGUAUUUGUACAAUGGCAAUAAAGCGUUAUU